Molecule: messenger RNA, 3727 nt
Organism: Exaiptasia diaphana
Lineage: Eukaryota; Metazoa; Cnidaria; Anthozoa; Actiniaria; Aiptasiidae
Product: protein argonaute-2
Molecular function (GO): protein binding; RNA binding
Source: RefSeq, a predicted model, not a curated record
AUUCAAGAUGGCGUCCUUGCUUUACGCGUCAACAUAGCCGUUUUUCUCGCUUUUAUAACUUCUCAUCGUACACAAUGUAAYCAAGAAGAAUAUUUUUCAACUCUUUUAAAGACACUGUGAAAUGGCUAGCAGUGAGCAAGUGAGCCGGAUUGGUGGAGGAGCCUUCAAUCCCCCAAAGCGACCCAACCAUGGAUCAACAGGACGGCAAAUUUCUUURACUGCAAACUUCCUACCAGUUACUCUACCAGAAAGCGACAUCCACCACUACGAUGUGUCAAUCAGUCCGGAUAAGUGUCCUCGUAGAGUUAACCGUGACGUCAUUGAAAUGAUGGUUAAAAGCUACCAUCARGUUUUUCAAAAUCUGAAGCCAGUGUUUGAUGGGCGCAAGAAUAUUUACUGUAGGAAGGCACUGCCUAUUGGGAGAAGCCCUACUGAAUUUGACGUGGUUUUACCAUCUGAGAGCAACCAGGACAAGAAAUUCAAGGUUACAAUCAAAUGGGUAUCCCAAGUGAGCAUGUAUACCCUACAACAAGCAUUACUAGGAGUAUGCAACCAGAUACCAUUUGAAACAAUACAAGCACUAGAUGUCGUUUUACGUCACCUUCCCUCCAUGAAGUAYACUCCUGUGGGGAGGUCUUUCUUCUCCCCUCCAGACAGGACAAGUAUUCCCCUGGAGGGUGGUAGAGAGGUUUGGUUUGGUUUUCAUCAAAGUAUAAGGCCAUCACAGUGGAAGAUGAUGCUGAAUAUUGAUGUUUCUGCUACUGCCUUCUACAAGUGUCAGCCUGUAAUAGAUUUUCUCAAAGAGGUUCUUCGUAAGAAUGACAAUGACCUAGCAAGACAUCAAUUACUUAGUGACUCAGAGAGGCUAAGAUUUACCAAAGAAAUAAAAGGACUCAAAGUAGAGAUCAAUUACUGUGGUACAAUGAAGAGAAAGUACAGAGUUAUCAGUGUUACCAAACAGCCUGCAAAUGCAUUGCAGUUCAUGCUACAAACAGAAAGUGGGCAAAGUAGACAAAUCACCUUUCCUCAUCUCCCUUGUUUACAAGUUGGACAAGAAAAAAAGCAUACAUAUCUUCCAAUYGAAGUCUGUAAAGUUGUUGCUGGUCAACGUUGCAUCAAGAAAUUAUCAGAUGGUCAAACAGCAAAGAUGAUUCGAGCUACGGCUCGCUCUGCGCCAGACAGAGAGCGGGAAAUCAUUUCUCUGGUAAGAAAAGCAGACUUCGAAGGAGAUGAUUACGUUCAAGACUUCGGUUUAACAAUCGGAAAGAAAAUGGUCGAAGUCAAAGGGCGUGUUCUUCCUGCACCCAAGCUCGUCUAUGGAGGGAAAGACAACCAAWCCGUUACUCCUAAAGGCGGUGUGUGGAAUAUGCAAGGAAAGCAAAUGUUUCAUGGGAUAGAAAUACGAACCUGGGCRAUGGUGUGUUUUGCGAAUCCGCGCGAUUGCAACGAAGAAACUCUACGAAAGUUUUCCAGCAUGCUGAUUAGAAUUAGUGUCGAGCAAGGAAUGCCCGUCAGAUCGCAUCCUUGCUUUUGCAAAUUUGCCCGAAAACCAGAGGAGGUUGAGCCAUUAUUUAAACAAUUGAAAGCAAACUAUGCUGGUCUACAGCUUAUUAUUAUCGUUCUUCCCGGCAAGACCCCAGUUUACGCGGAAGUUAAAAAGGUAGGAGAUACAUAUUUAGGCGUGGUAACUCAAUGUAUUCAACAAAGAAACGUCGCUAAGAUCUCUGCGCAAACAAUCUCCAAUUUAUGUCUGAAAAUUAACGCCAAACUUGGAGGUAUUAACAACAUUCUCUCGCCUGAAGUUCGUCCUCCUGUCUUCCGUGAACCUGUGAUAUUCCUUGGUGCUGAUGUAACUCAUCCUGCUGCUGGCGACGAGAAGCGACCUUCUAUUGCGGCAGUUGUAGGCAGUAUGGAUGCCCAUCCCUGUCGRUACUAUGCGUCUGUUCGUGUUCAGGCACAUCGUCAGGAAAUUAUCGCUGAGUUGGCAGCUAUGGUCAAAGAACUUCUUCGUCAAUUUUACCAGUGCACCAUGCAUAAACCGCAUAGGAUAAUAUUCUAUCGGGACGGGGUCAGCGAAGGACAGUUUAAACAAGUUCUGAUUCACGAGUUAAGAGCCAUCAGAGAAGCCUGUAUUAGCUUAGAGGUCGGCUACCAGCCAGGAAUUACUUUUGUGGUCGUGCAAAAACGUCACCACACAAGACUAUUUUGCCAGGAAGAGAGAGAUAGGUGUGGCCGUGGAGGCAACAUUCCACCAGGAACUACAGUUGACCACGGGAUCACUCACCCUUCAGAGUUUGACUUCUAUAUCUGCAGUCACGCAGGAAUACAGGGCACAAGCCGUCCAUCUCAUUACCACGUCCUGUGGGACGAUAACCGAUUUACUGCUGAUGAACUCCAAGCCUUGACCUACCAGCUCUGCCAUACGUAUGUCCGCUGUACAAGAUCCGUUUCUAUUCCCGCGCCUGCGUACUACGCCCAUUUGGUGGCUUUUAGAGCUCGCUUUCAUAUGAUGGAAAGAGAAAAAGAAGGAAAUGAUAGUGGUUCAAAUAACAGCACCGGCGAUGAUUCGAAGACACCGGAAACACUAGCAAAAGCAGUUCAAGUUCAUCCAGAAAUUCUACGUGGAAUGUACUUUGCAUGACGAAUAGGAAGAAAAAAUAUAAAAACRAAAAAAAAUGAAUAGGAAUUAGAUAUUUUAAUGAUAGGUUUGCAAUGGCGAUUUUUUUUCAGUGUGUUUAAAUGACAAUAAAUGUUUGAAAAAAAUCGCGAAUGUAAACCGAGCCUGGAUGUUCAAAGCUCGAGUAAGCGCUAAUCGUGGUUUAAAUCUUAAAAAAUGUAUGUAUUUAACCCUGGAUUAAUGCUAAUCGGGCUUUAAACAACUGGACCAUGGGCGACAUGAACUAACAGAUCACGUGAUCAUAUGCCCUUAGAUGAAUUCUGAGAUGCGCGGGCGUUUUCCAAAAUUAUCGAUGGCGCUCACAUGAAAGCGAGGAAUUCACGGACAAUAGUAGAAGCGAGCUUCGGAACUUUGCCCGAGUUUUCGGAAUGCGMCAGUGUGACCCAGAAAUUGUCUGUUAGUAAAGCAUUAUUAGUAGGGGAACCUACCAAUGUAAACGGUCCCUGUUUGGGACAUUUGGUCACUUAAUGUGUUUGUUCAGCUCGUUCAUUUUACCAUGAAGGCAAUUAGCAGCUGCGCCAUUUUAAGAAGUAAAGGAUGAUGGGAAAUGUGUUUCUCUGAUUUUUUGUAUCCUUUAAAAGUUACCCACCAAAAAACUAGUUGUGAGAAAUGGAAAGAUUUCUUACAAGAGCGAAUAUCAUGAAAGUGGUGCACAGGCAGCCUAAGCUAAGCAUUUGACUAGUUCAUUAUCCCCCAGCGAUAUAAGUAUAGAUGGGGAGAUAUCAAGAAAAACGGCGAAUUACGCCUUAAUUUAGAGCUAAAACCGUACCACCAAAAAAAAAACAUUUUUCUAUCAAAAAUGUCAUAAGACAAAUGCUUAGCUUGGGCUGCCUGAGAAUGGCGUCGCUGCCCGUUGUCUAUUAGGGAUUUAGCAUUCAGUAGUGCCGAUUAAAAUAUAUCUCUGAAAUUAUAUUUUCACCAAGUGAUAUGACUCUUAACUCUAAAUUUUCAAAUAGAUGUAAAUCCAUAAAAUCUCUGUUAGAGAUUGUUUUAAAAAUCUGUAAAUUGUACUUUUAUUGCUGACAGGAAUAAAAAAAAUUAUGAAAAUCU